AUGGCAAUGACCACAAUGCGUCGAUCACCCGAGGCCGCCAAUGGCGGCUCGAUCCAUCCUUCCGAUGACCAUAGAUAUGGCAUGAACAGCUAUGGUCCCGCGAUGCCACCACAAGUCCCACGAACACGCUCCGUAUCUUCCAGGGGCCCUCUAGCUGCCCAGACGGCGGGGCAGACGCCGGGACGGUCAUUCUCAGCCAGGGCUCGGGAUCUACCUCCCGGAAGCAUGAACUAUACAACUCGCAAGCCAGUCUCUCAGGCUGCUCCCAUGCAACCAGAAGAAUCAAACACACCCCGAGGUAUGCCACCAGCACCUCUGCCUCCAGGGUCGAAUACCACGGCUUCAACAGCCGAACAACGGCGUGGUUGGGCGUCUGAUCGAUCUCCAUUACAAAAAUUGGAGGUUACUUUGACUGGGAUUACCAAGGAGGAAAAGCGUGCACGGGUUCAGGAAGCAGAAAUGAAAGCUCGAGAGCGGCUAGCACGCCAGAAAGCCGAGCGGGAGAAGGCGGAAAGUAUGGCCGCAGCGGCUCAGGCAGAGCAGAACAUGCGGGCGGCCGCUGUCGCAGCUGCAAAGAGGAAGGAGAUAAUUCCUGAGCCGCGAUCUGGAAGCACGGCAGUGCGCCACAGCAGAGCAUUGUCCAUGAACCCCCAGUAUCCUGCUGUUCACCGUGCUGAGGAUCCACAGUAUGCACGUACGGAGGAUACCAUAUCGCCAACCGCAAGAACAGGCGGUGUUCCCAGAAAGUUGGUCGCAAUGGGCGUGCCAGUGGCAAAGCCUGACGACAAUGUUCGCUCGAUUUCUCAGGCAGACCCCAGAGUAGCUGCGCCCAUGCUCAGCGAGGAGAGGAUGGAUGAAAAUCAAUCACCAACACAAACGUUCCAGGAUAGUGUGGACUCGCAACCCAGGCCGAAAAAGCAGCAGACCGUGUCCUUUGAUGUGCCACCUCCUACACCACCCCCAAUCUUCGAGUGGAGAAACCCACAAGUUGCUCGUCUCGGGGUCUCGGAUUUUGAUUUCCAACAUCUUGAUGCCGACCGCAGCAAAGCAUGGUGGGAAGGCGGCGGAACGACCGACCGCAGAAAGAGCAGAGCUCUGCCCAAGAACUACCAGACGCCAGCUCAGAAACUAUCAGGAGUGAACGAGCACAAGACUUUCCAGCCCCCGCUGUUCUUGAAAUGCGGUCCAUUGAUCCGAUACACGGGCAUGAAACAGACCAAGGUCGAUGGAACACAUGGGCCUGUUGACAUGAAGAUAUGGCGAGGCACUGUCAUGAUUGUCACGACAGAUUCCCGCUCUUCUUACAUUACUCCACCCACCUUACGCCUAUUUUCCCAGCCCAUGGAUCUCCUGCCUCCCCCGCCUGUCGAAAUCAGCGGCGAAGAGGGCGUCCAAUUGGCGCCUGAAUAUGUUGACCCGACAGCCGGUCUUAUGAAAGUUGGCCGUGACGGGCGACCGCUCUACGUCAAACCGGUAGAUCAUCUCGAGGAGGAAGUGGAUCUGUCAUUCGUCGAAAGCGAUGAUGGCAUCUACGAAAUGUCGCCCAGCAUGAUCGAUUACAGCAGCGAGGCUUCCAAGCAGCCAAUACCCUCCAAUCGCAUCCACUCAGUUGACGGAGAAACGGCGGAAGUUUACCGAGAUAUCUCAGGAGUUCGUUUGUACGCCGAUGCCGCGAGAGAUGUGACGUUCUGGAGAUUUUCCCUUGAGAUCGAACUGAGCUCAACGCAACAGCGGAUCGCAUACCGAAUCAACCAGGGACCUGCCCUGGGAUUCUGGGUUCCCGCUGCAGGCCAAUCCAUGAAUAUCAUGUUCCACAGCGGCAAUGGAUUUGGGCCAUCUGUCGAUUCCAACCAACUCUGUGGCCCUGAUCCGCUCUGGCGAGAUGUCCUCAAUGAGCACCAGACUCGCCCAUUCCAUGUGAUGAUUGGAGGAGGCGAUCAAAUAUUCAACGACUCUAUUGUCACAGACUCGCCGCAUUUCCAGGAAUGGAUGCAAAUCAAGAACGUCACCGAGAGGAACGACACCCCUCUUAAUCCUGACUUCCGCUCUGAGCUGGAGGAAUUCUACUUGGACAACUAUUCUCGAUGGUUCUCACAAGGUCUUUUCUCGUUGGCCAACUCCCAGAUUCCCAUGGUCAAUAUCUGGAAUGACCAUGAGAUCUUUGAAGGCUUUGGCUCCUAUCACCAUGAUUUCAUGCAGAGCUUUGUUAUUUCGGGGCUGGGCAAGAUCGCCUUCAAGUACUAUCUGUUGUUCCAACACCACAGCGUCCCAGAGGAGACUGAGACGGACGAACCCAGUUGGCUUCUGGGUGCUCAACCCGGUCCUUACAUUGAACAGCAAAGUCGAAACUUGUUUAUGUCUUUAGGCCACGGGGUUACGUUCCUCGGUCUGGAUUGCCGCACCGAACGCAUGAAUAACGAAGUUCUCAACGAGUCGACUUGUGAUCGUGUGUGGGAUCGAUGCCAAGGAGAGAUCAUGAGAGGAGAGACAAAACAUCUGAUUGUACUUUCGAGUGUUCCAGUUGCUUAUCCUCGAGUGGCAAUGCUCAAGAAUUUUAUGAAUAAUCGCAAGUCGCUGGGCAAAUCUGGAAUGCUGGGUGGACUUAUCAACAGAUCUGGCGGCAAUGUAGAGUUAUUCGAUGACCACUGGACUGCAAAGAAUCUCAAGUCAGAACGAACAUGGCUGGUUGAGGACCUCCAGGAUCUAGCAGCAGAAAAAUCUGUGCGAGUCACAAUCUUGAGUGGUGAUGUUCACCUUGCCGCCAUCGGACAGUUUCAUUCGAGCUCUAAACUUGGAAUCGCCAAGGACCGCGACUAUCGAUACAUGCCCAACGUGAUUUCUUCAGCCAUCGCCGAUAUCCCCGAGACGGAGCUCGUCUCGGACAUGCUCAACAAACGCAGUACGGUGCACCAUAUGGAUUCGAAUACGGAUGAGGACAUCAUUCCCAUCUUCACUCAAGAUGUCAAUGGCAAGCCUCGAAACAACAAGCGAUUACUUCCUCGGCGGAACUGGUGCUCAAUCAGAGAAUACCACCCUGGUUUCACGCCGCCAGCGACGCCUGAACCCAUGACACCACUAACGGAGCCUCGGCCCGGCAUGCUCCAGCGGACCUUGUCACUGGGACGCGGGGGAGACAGAGACAAAUCUAGCAACAAACCAGGCGGUGGUCUUCUACGACGACUGUCUAAUCGUGCGGGAGGGGGGCCACCGACGAGAUCCUUCAGUUUUGGCCCCGGCGGAAAGAGGCGCGCCAGCGUCGACAGCCCACUACGCCCAAGGGAAAAUGGCGACAGCUACUUUCCCGGCGGAGACCAGCCUCCUCCUCGCCCAGGCCCAUUCCACCGCCGGCCAAGCAACCUCGGCAGAAAGCCGUCAAAGAAGAAGAACAAGAUCGAAGAUGAUGGCGCGGGCGCCUUCAUCGACCUUGAAGGUGGACUGGCCAUCACGCUGAACCUGGAGGUCAGCCCUAUGGACCCGUCUGGGAUUACGAUUCCCUACAAACUUCUCGUCCCGGUGCUGCGUUACCAGGGCAAUGAAUAUGACCCGCCCCCGACACAGGUGGUCAAAGGAUGGAAGAAAUGGCUGAAAGUGCAGCGGAAAAACGAGGCAGAGGCUGAUGCCAGUGAGGACGAACUUGAUGAUGACGAUGAUGACUUGAUCAAUAACACGCGCGCCAACGCGGCGAACCACGCCGGAGGAUCACGAGAUUACGGCGUUUAG
This is a messenger RNA of Penicillium lagena, 3720 nucleotides long. RefSeq lists its product as uncharacterized. The transcript has 6 exons. The record is from RefSeq and is a predicted model, not a curated record. Gene Ontology annotation, cellular component: membrane. NCBI's taxonomy places the organism in Eukaryota, Fungi, Ascomycota, Eurotiomycetes, Eurotiales, Aspergillaceae. The coding region runs from base 1 to 3720 and encodes 1239 amino acids.